GAAAUCAGGAAUAUUGCUUUUGAGCUACUAAAUAUUCAUAAAUUUGCUUCGAUUCUUCUACAACAUCGGAAGGUUCAUUGGUCGCCGAGGGAUGCCACAGAUGAUAUACAGCGACAACGCAACGAACUUCGUCGGCGCCGAUCGCAAGUUGCGCGAACUUAAAGAGGCGUUUCUGUCCCAGUCUCCGGAAGUAAUGGAAUUCGCCGCCGAAGAAGAGUUCAAAUUCGCCUUUAUACCAUCGAGGGCGCCGCACUUCGGCGGGUUAUGGGAGGCGGCAGUGAAGUCCGCCAAACACCUCGCCGUGCGCGCAAUGGGCAACGUGCUGCUCACCGCCGAAGAGCUAGGAACACUGCUGGCCGAAGUGGAGGCCAUCCUCAACUCGCGGCUCCUCGCACCUUUGAGCCAGGAUCCCAACGACGGCGAAGCAUUGACUCCAGCACACCUACUAAUAGGGUGCUCCCUCCGAGCCUUACCACCGGCAGAAGUGUCAACGGACCCAGUUCGCUGUUGCGAGAGAUGGUUCAUUGGUCGCCGAGGGAUGCCACAGAUGAUAUACAGCGACAACGCAACGAACUUCGUCGGCGCCGAUCGCAAGUUGCGCGAACUUAAAGAGGCGUUUCUGUCCCAGUCUCCGGAAGUAAUGGAAUUCGCCGCCGAAGAAGAGUUCAAAUUCGCCUUUAUACCAUCGAGGGCGCCGCACUUCGGCGGGUUAUGGGAGGCGGCAGUGAAGUCCGCCAAACACCUCGCCGUGCGCGCAAUGGGCAACGUGCUGCUCACCGCCGAAGAGCUAGGAACACUGCUGGCCAGUGGAGGCCAUCCCCUCACUCGCGGCUCCUCGCACCUUUGA
Messenger RNA from Bactrocera tryoni, 847 nucleotides. RefSeq lists its product as uncharacterized. The transcript is spliced from 3 exons. The record is from RefSeq and is a predicted model, not a curated record. NCBI's taxonomy places the organism in Eukaryota, Metazoa, Arthropoda, Insecta, Diptera, Tephritidae. Bases 92 to 847 code for a protein of 251 amino acids. Gene Ontology annotation, molecular function: nucleic acid binding. Gene Ontology annotation, biological process: DNA integration.